Messenger RNA from Durusdinium trenchii, 603 nucleotides. Lineage: Eukaryota; Dinophyceae; Suessiales; Symbiodiniaceae. The record is from the annotation of a GenBank genome assembly.
AUGGGACGUGGAACUGCAGUGGGCGGUAGUUUCAGUGUCUUGGGCGCCGCUGGGGCGGCGCCCUUCGCGGUUGGCGCCGGCCCGCCGCCAAGAUCCACCGGUCGCCUGCUGCUGGUGGACUGCAACAACGUCCGUGGGCGUGGCCGUUCUGGGCGCUUUGACCUUAGCAGCUCUCAAUUCCUCAGCUGGCUUCAUCGCUGGACUCAGACGCGUGCGAAGGAGGAGCACUACAAGCAGGUGGUCGCCACCUUCGACCACGGUUGGCAUCCUGCCUUGGUGGCUCUUGCUGAUCUGACCGUCGCCUUUGCUGGACCGAAGCUCUUGGCCGACGAUCUGAUCUACGGGCUUUCGAGGCGCCUUGGAAGCUCGCAGCCGGUGGUCGCCGUGACCAACGACCGGCGCCUCCGGCGGCUCUGCGCCGAUUCCGGCUGUGAGACGCCGGAGGUGCAGUGGCGCCGCUGGAGCGCCACGCGCCGAAGACCCGCGCUGGGCUUCUCUGGUUGGGUCUCUACGUUAAAGAGCGGGAUCUUCGUAGAGAUGCUGUCCUCUGUGCCGGUGGGUCCUCUACUUCCUCAACUGCGCUCAGUCCACGAGGAGGUGUGA